GCACGCAUCACUAAACGAAACUAAUUCGGCGACAAAAUUUUUUUUAUUGUAAGGAAAUAUCACAAAAAAUUAAAAAUCAGUGUAGUGUUCCCCCAUAACCAGCGUGCAACGGGACGCAUUCAGAUUGCAAACAAACACAUCGAGGGGGAGUAAACAAACACGCGUGGUGCACAAUGAGUAUGUUGGCAUAUCCACGUACAAAUGAUGAGGAAAUUUUUCGACAGUGCAUAAAGGAUUGUGGCGUUGUGACGGCCACCGAGGACUUUCAGUAUUUCGUAUUGCGCUGCACCUUCUGCAGCGAGAAGUUUCUCUACUUCGAUGCGUUCAUUGGCCACAUGCAAACCGUGCAUCUGGAGGAUGCACAGCGCACGGGCACAGGCACUGGCAGCAACAUGUCCUACACCAUGGGCGAUGGCAUGCUCCCCUCCAUGUCGAUGACCAUGACGGAGGAUUGUGAUGAUGAGACGCAUCCCGAUUAUGGCAAUGGCGGCAUGCACCAUUUUGAUGAGAUCGAAGACUUGACAGAUGCAGACACUGCCCUGCUGGAGCCCCAAAUGGUUAUCAAACAGGAGCUGCAAGAGUUGGAAAGCAGCGGUGAUGAUGAUGAUAACGAUAACGAUAAUGGUAACGGAUCCGAUGAGGAACUGGACACUUUAGCACUGCCCGUUGACACUGACAAUGGCAACGAUGUUGAUGACGAAAGCGAAGCUAUACUGCCCGAAAACGACCUGCCCACACCCAGCACCAGAUCUCGGAUGAAACGAACGGCACCUCCGCUAUAUCCUAGAAGGCAUACGGAGCCCAGAAUGGAUGUUAAAAACGAACCGCUGACAGCCGAUGGCGAUGAUUCCAUAGAUGAAUAUGCGGAUGGCGAACAGAGCUAUGUGGAUGACAAUUCUGGCGAAUAUCCAGACUAUAGCAGCAGCAGCUACAAUGCUCAGAGGACUAAUCCGCCCGCCGCUGAAUCUGAUUUUCUCAGCUACGACGAAAUGGUCGAGGAAUCGCUUAUUGGCCGGGAUCGUGAGCUUACGAUGCACAUCAAGGAUCGCAAGAUGAUACAAUUCCUGAUACAUUCGUACAAACGUAAUCCCUUCCUCUGGAAUCACAGUCACGCCCAGUUUCGGGAUCGUGUGAAACGUGCACGCUUUCUUGACUGGAUUGUACUGGAGUUUAAGAAUCGCUUCAAUAUCUCACUGGCCAAGGAUGCCAUCACACGCAAAUGGGACAAUCUGCGCACCGUUUACAAGCGCGAAUGCAAUCGCAUGGCUCUCGAGAAGACAAAUAUCAGCACGCUGUGGUACUUCAAGGAGCUGCACUUCCUCAACGAGGUCUAUAGCUAUAACUCGAAAAUGUCCGAUGCCGUUGUCAAGGAAACAUCGUAUAGAAGGCGCUUCUCGGCCAUAUGGAACGAUACAUCGACCGCUAAACUGUUGGUGAUGGUGAAGCGUUAUCAGUGCUUUUACAAUCGCUUCGACCCGGACUAUCGCAGCAAGGAGCGACGCGGCGAGGGACUGCAACAGAUGGCGAUGGAACUGCAGCAGCUGAUCGAUGUGACAACAAUACAAAUAUCGAAGCGAAUCUCACAGCUUCGCUUCGAUUACUCCAAACAGAAGAUGGAGCGCUUAACUGCGGAGCGUAUGGGACGCAAGUUUAUACCCAAUUAUAUAUACUAUGACCAGAUGAGCUUCAUGGACGAUGAUAUACCGCCUUUCAAGUGCCAGCAUUGUAGCGAAAUUGUGCAAACGCUGCGCGAACUCGACCUGCACAUGCUGAGCCACCAGCCAAGCCUGGGCGGUGGCUACUACUGCAACGUGUGCAAUAUACAAUUCAACCAUGCGGACGAAUUUGAGAAUCACAAGCAACUGCAUUUGGGCGCCGGCAAUGAGGUUAAAUAUAAUUGUGAAUUGUGCACGGCCAGCUUUCGGGAGAAGUCCAACUACGAUGAGCACUUGCGUCGCCACAAUGAUGAGCUCUUUCUACCCACACUUGCGCUGAAUCACAGCAUAUUGGACAGCGCCGGCGGCGAUGCUGACAAUGCGGGUGGCGAUGCCGCAACUGCUGGCAGAGUUGUUGUUGGGGAUGAGGAGGAUGUGUUUCCAGCGGACGGAUCAAAGCCCUAUACCUGUGAGGUGUGUCAUCGCACAUUUGCCUCGCCAGGACAUCUCAACGCCCAUCGCAUUGUGCAUCAGGAUGAGCGCGAACGCUGCUACAAAUGUGAUUAUCCGCAGUGUAGCAAAUCGUUUGUGUCGCGCCACAGCCUGUUCGAGCAUUUGAAACAGCACUACAGCAACGAGGAGUUCAAGUGCGACAUCUGUGGCAAGAGCUUCAAGUCCACCAAGAAUCUGCAGAAUCAUAAACAAAUCCACGAUAAGGUUAAACGAUACGUCUGCCAAAUAUGCGGCUCGGCAUUUGCCCAAGCCGCUGGCCUCUACCUACACAAGCGUCGUCACAAUCGUCCCAAUGGCAGUACGGGCUCCGUUGCCGGACGCUCUGCUCGGACCACACUGUGAGCGAUCCGAUCCUUUAUCACUGAUAUCCCGUUUGCCCUGAAUUAUGUUAAAUCCCACAGUUUUAAAUUAUUUAUACUAUGUCCUCCAAUGCCAAGAAGCGGUAGCUAUUUUAAAUGCCCAUAAUUGUAUUUAGUUAUGAAAAUUAUUAACGUUAUUGAAUCCGAUUUUUAUUAUUAUUAUUAUAAUUUAAUUUAAUUUAAUCAUUUUUUUGUAAUUUGCACUUCUAUUUAACUUCUGUUCACACUUGUACUUAAGAUUAUUUACAAAUUGUCCGUAACUAAGCCAAGAACUUUAAUAGAUCUAAGCCAGGAUGUAGCUACAUCUGAAACACUUACAUAUAUAUUAUAUCUUUAUAUAUAUAAAUAUAUAUAUAUAGAUAUAUCUGCCGUCUUGCACAGCACAGCUCAAGGGUUCAUUUUGGUGGCAAUGUCAAAAGAGAAAAGAAAAUUGAAUGAAGUGCAGCUAAUUACAUUUAUUUGUGUCACAUUACAUACGAUAAAUUAUGAACUAUAUAGAGAUAUGUAUAUUGAAGACAUACCCCCAAAAUGUGCAUCAAAAUGGUGACUUAAGAUUUUCGACGAGGCAAUGAGGCAAACACAUUCCACAUUAGUUAAAUGAUUAAUAAGUGUAAAAAAACAAGUAUUUCUUAAAGUAUUCUAUGUACAAUACUAUGUAUGCAUACAACUUAUAUUUAUUUAAAUGCGUGUGCGAGUCUUAAAAAUUAAACAAAU
Messenger RNA from Drosophila grimshawi, 3241 nucleotides. RefSeq lists its product as uncharacterized. Gene Ontology annotation, molecular function: DNA-binding transcription factor activity, RNA polymerase II-specific; RNA polymerase II cis-regulatory region sequence-specific DNA binding. The coding region runs from base 174 to 2510 and encodes 778 amino acids. Gene Ontology annotation, biological process: regulation of DNA-templated transcription. NCBI's taxonomy places the organism in Eukaryota, Metazoa, Arthropoda, Insecta, Diptera, Drosophilidae. The record is from RefSeq and is a predicted model, not a curated record. The transcript is spliced from 3 exons.